CUAGCAUGCAUCUCUCUCCACGAUCCCACAAUCACGUUGAUUUCUCCCCGACACCUCGCGUCUUCUGCUCCCAAACUAAAGCACAUCGCCACACCCUCCCUGCCUUUGCGUCGAAUCUGCGCCGCUGCGGGCACGACGCCACCCCGCUCGGCGCGCCGCUGCUCCGGCCAGCCACCUCUCCCCGUCGCAGCGGUGCCUUCUCCACCUUCCUGCGGUGGCGGAUCCCCACCUUCCCGGCGAUGCGGCGGCCCCUCCACCUUCCUGGCAGCCAGUCCUCCACCUCCGCGCGCAGAUUGCGUCCCCAUGGGCGCGGCGGCUUCGCAUCCCCAACCAGGGGCGGAUGCCGCUCCCGGCAACGGUAUGGCUCACCCUGCCCCUUCCCGGAACCGGCGGCGCGCGGCUUCCCCUCGUGGUCCGGUGGCCGUGCGACUCACCCGGCCCCUUGCAUAUGCCCUCACGGCGGCGCUCGUUCAUCAUGUGGCAGUGGCCCGGCACCUGUCGUAUCUUCGGCGGUGACAGUAUCUCGAGAAAAAAGGUAUCUCAGGUUUGGUCAAAGCUGCUCUUUUGAGUGCAUUACAAACCACAUUCUCGUUUCAUCCCCAUACAGGCUCAAUUUCACUACAUAGGACACAGGAGGUCAGUUACUAGUUUUUGUUCAUACUAAAGAUGGAAAAGACCAACAAUGAUUUUCCUAUAACUGGUGAUGAAAAGACUGGUUUCUGGCAUUGGAAUCAGACGGCAGGAGAUUUCAGAUUGCAUGUUGAAAUUAUAUAUUUACUGUUUAUUGCUGAUCUGCCCUUUCUGAUGAUUUUUUUCUCUCUAACUCAUUAUUCUGAAAAUAGCCUCAAUUGGCGCUUCUGAAUAAAUAGCAAAUUGUGUUUCUUGUAAA
Molecule: messenger RNA, 889 nt
Organism: Sorghum bicolor (sorghum)
Lineage: Eukaryota; Viridiplantae; Streptophyta; Magnoliopsida; Poales; Poaceae
Exons: 3
Coding region: 6-626 (206 amino acids)
Source: RefSeq, a predicted model, not a curated record